Molecule: messenger RNA, 2065 nt
Organism: Pocillopora verrucosa
Lineage: Eukaryota; Metazoa; Cnidaria; Anthozoa; Scleractinia; Pocilloporidae
Product: probable cytosolic Fe-S cluster assembly factor v1g210509
Biological process (GO): iron-sulfur cluster assembly
Cellular component (GO): cytosolic [4Fe-4S] assembly targeting complex
Source: RefSeq, a predicted model, not a curated record
GAAAACAAAAUGGCGGUCGGUUUUAGCGGAGCUCUUCAAUUGACAGAUUUGGAUGAUUUCAUUACUCCAUCGCAAGAAUGUAUAAAGCCGGUAAAAGUAGAGAAAAAGCCAGGGCAUUUGGCAAAAAUCAAGAUUGAAGAUGAUGGAAGUUACAUUCAGCUUUCUGAGGGUGGAGAGAAAACCAAACUCCAACGAGCACAAAUAACACUAAAUGAUUGCCUGGCUUGUAGCGGCUGUAUAACAUCAGCAGAAAGUGUUCUCAUAACCCAACAGAGUCAGGAAGAGUUGUACAAGAUUAUAGAAAACAACCAAAAACUUGCCAAGGAAGGUAAACCAGAUGGGCAAAAACUGAUAGUAGUCUCUGUAUCUCCUCAAUCACGUGCUUCUGUUGCAGCAAAGUUCCGAUUAAACAUCACCGAGACAGCUAAAAAGUUAACAGCUUUUCUCAAAAAUCUUGGUGUUCAUCAUGUUUUUGACACUACUUUUUCAAGGGAUUUUAGUCUUACAGAGAGUCAACAAGAGUUUGUUCAGAGAUUAAAGGCACAGCAAUCUGGAGAGAAGGAGUCUGUACCCAUGUUGGCAUCAGCUUGCCCUGGCUGGGUGUGUUAUGCUGAGAAGACUCAUGGUAGCUACAUUUUGCCCUUCAUCAGCACAACAAAAUCUCCGCAGCAGAUCAUGGGUUCUCUAAUCAAGGAUCACUAUGGAAAAUCAAUGGGGAAAAAACCAGAUGAUAUCUAUCAUGUGACCAUAAUGCCAUGUUUUGACAAAAAGCUUGAAGCUUCCAGAGAAGACUUUUAUAAUGAUAUAUAUAGAACAAGAGAUGUGGAUUGUGUUAUUUCAACAAUUGAACUGGAGAAAAUGUUUGAGGAAAAGAAUGUGAACUUUGCUGAGCUGGAGAAUGCUGAACUGGACUCGUUGUUUUCAAGCAUUGAUCAAGAAGAACUUGUAGGCCAUUCUGGAGGUGGCUCGGGUGGCUUUCUGGAGCACAUAUUUAUUUACGCUGCUAAGGAGUUGUAUGGCCAGACUGUUGAAAACAUAACCUACAAGACUCUAAGGAACAGGGACUUUAAGGAGGUAACCUUGCAGGUCGAUGGUAAAGAAGUCCUCAAAUUUGCAGCAGCUUACGGUUUUCGAAAUAUCCAGAAUCUUGUACAGAAAAUAAAGCGGGGAAAGUCUCCAUAUCAUUUUGUGGAAGUCAUGGCAUGCCCGGCGGGCUGUCUCAACGGAGGUGGCCAGAUAAGGCCAGGGGAUGGAGAAACGUCAAAAGAGCUAAUAAGUAGACUGGAGGAACUCUACAAUUCAUUGAGAUCAAGAAAGCCGAGUGAAAAUCCAGCGGUAGAAGAUUUGUACAGAGAGUGGCUCGGUGGACAAUCUUCACAAAAGGUAAAAGAGAUGCUUCACACCAAUUAUCACGAGGUGGAAAAACUGAGCACAGCACUGAAUAUAAAGUGGUGAUGCAUUAUCGCAAAAUGUCACCCAGUCAGCAUAUCCCGUGGAAUCAUGCGGAGCCAAUCACGAUCGAGAUUUUUGCUUUGUCCAAUUAAAAGAACAACAACCGUUGACUCAACUCCGACAUCAGGCUGAUGUCAGAGUUGCUAUGCUGUUUAGCCUCAGGAGGCUCGAUAAAAAAAAUGAUAGAGUGAAAUGGUGAUUGAUAAUGACGUCAUGCCAUCCAAGAUUGUCAAAUUCUAUGACAGUGAGAACCAAAACUUUUAAUUGAUUUCUUUUGAGACUUUUUCUCGGAGCGAAGUAUCGUUUGCAAAAUCUAUUUCUUAUAAUAAUAGUCAAGUCGCAGCAGUGUAUUUUUCAUAGGGGGGACUAUUUAAAUGAGUGGGAAUACUCUAAAUUUAAAAAUAUUUUUUCAAGAGAAAAUGUAUAAGAAUAUCAGAAUAACGCGCAUGGUUUAUCUCACGAUUGCGAAGGACUCAUUUGAAAUUUGUAAGUGUUUAUUUCGAAUGUGUUUAUAUUUAAAGUUCUCAGACUCAACAUAUCUCGUGGAACCUCAUUCUACGUCUUCUAUUCUAAUGCAAAACAUUUCGCUUACUUUAAAUAAAGAUCUUACAAC